UUGAUAUGGUGACCUCGUUGACACUUAUUUGAAAUGUAUAUAGACAAGUAUUGACACUUGACACCAAAGUAAAAGCAUAAACCGAAUUUGUAAAUCGUUGUUGAUAAAAUAGAAGUACCUAAUGUUUCGCAUAAUAGCGAGAAAAAUGUGCUCUGUACCAAAAUCAAAAAACACACCUAUUCCUGUGUUUGGUGUAGAAGGACGAUAUGUUUCGGCCCUAUACAGUGCGGCGCAUCAAAUGAAUCAACUUGACGAGGUCGAAAAACACCUUCGGAGUUUGCAGAAAGAGCUGACUAAACCUAAAAUAGUCGACUUCCUCGAAACUAGUAUGGUAUCAUCAGCUGAUAAAGCUAAGCUUUUUAAACAAGUCGGCGAAGAAUCAGGGAUGCCCCCGGCUGCCGUUAACUUUUUAGCGGUCGUUGCCGAAAAUGGCCGAUUGAAAUUGUUAAAGCGCAUUAUUCAAACUUUUUUAACUGUGAUGAUAGCACAUAGAAAUGAAGCUUUAUGUGAAGUAAUCACUGCUAAGCCGCUCGAUGACAUCUCUCGUCAAGCUCUGAUGAAGGCUUUGAAAACAUUUGUCCAAAAGGGCAAAAAUAUUCAACUAACUGAAAAGGUGGAUCCUUCAAUUAUUGGUGGACUUAUCGUUGGAGUUGAAGACAAGCACAUCGAUUUGAGUAUCGCACGAAGGAUACAAAUGUACACUGAUAUUUUAAAACAGUCUGUCUGAAAAAACAUAGUUUGUAUUCAAAAAUUAAAUUCAUAACCCCCGA
Messenger RNA from Maniola jurtina (meadow brown), 770 nucleotides. RefSeq names its product ATP synthase subunit O, mitochondrial-like. Gene Ontology annotation, biological process: proton motive force-driven mitochondrial ATP synthesis. The transcript has 3 exons. The record is from RefSeq and is a predicted model, not a curated record. The coding region runs from base 122 to 727 and encodes 201 amino acids. Lineage: Eukaryota; Metazoa; Arthropoda; Insecta; Lepidoptera; Nymphalidae. Gene Ontology annotation, molecular function: proton-transporting ATP synthase activity, rotational mechanism.